Molecule: messenger RNA, 789 nt
Organism: Symbiodinium sp. CCMP2456
Lineage: Eukaryota; Dinophyceae; Suessiales; Symbiodiniaceae
Source: the annotation of a GenBank genome assembly
AUGUCUUGGGGUCCAUGGGGCCCGCGGAAGGAGAGCAAGGGCAGCUCCGUAUCCCCGCGGUCGAAAGAGCCGCGAUCGGUGUCGCCCUUGCAGUCUCGGUGGUCUUCCGCCCGCCAGGCAGUGGAACGUACGGUGAAGACUGCAACAGCUGUCAACGCACUGUCUCGAGCUGCACGGUCGAAUUCACCGAGACCACAGCCGGUUGGUUCAAGUGUGGUGGAGUGGGCGGACCACAAGCAGCUGAAAGAAAUUGCCAAGGACCUCCAGCGACAGCUGCAACGAAAGGAGGCGGACACCCAGAGGCUAACGGAACGAGUACAAACGCUGGUGGUUUUGCGGGAUGAGCAGCUGUCAGAGAUUCAGGCGGAGAGCCGGCGUUUGCACUACGCUUUAGAGCAGGAGGAGGUUGAAGUGUAUCGCCUCCGCGGGCGAGACUCCGAGCUGCACGAGGCCUUGGCGGCCGAGCCCUCGGAGGUCUCCGGGCGACAGCGAGCUGAGCAGCAGCUGAGACAGCCCUGCAGGGACUGCGCCGAAUACCGCGCGCAGCACACGGAGACGAUGGCCGACUGUCAGAAUCUACGGACGCAGCUGGUUGAGUUUGAGGCUCUGAAGCUCCAUCUGAAGAAUUCACGACUGGGCCAGGAGCGACUGCGGACUCGACUUGUACAAGAUCUUACGCAGCUGUUAGCGCGACAUCAAGACUCCCCUGCGAGCGGGGAAGGCUCACCCGACGCUGCAAGACAUGCGCCUCCCCGUGCAGAGAUCGCGGAAAAGUGCGACUUGCAAUGA